GGACGUGCUCGGCAGCGCGUUUCCUGGAGGAGCCGCCAGGGUGGCCGAGAAGUCCGACUUCGCGGAACAGCCCCUCGAGGCCAAGCCGGAGUGGAGCCAGGACUAUGACGGCUACAAUUACCAUUAUAACUGGAGCCAGGAGGAGUCCACGCAACACGGCGCGGCGGGCGCGGAGGGCCUCGUGGGGGGCGGCGCCGCGCCGGGCGGGGCGCCGAUGCAACGCGCCAGUGACAUCGUCAGGGAGCUGCGGCAGCUCCUGGGCUUGGAUCCGGUCAGCGAGGAGGAUGCGCUCGGCCCCGGCGGUGACCACCGCGGAGGUGAGCCUCGCUCGCCCGCGGGCGGGGGUUCCGUUGCCGCCGAGCUGGCCUCCAAGUUCCGAGAGGACUUGUCGCCGUGGUUGGCUGAGCAGAAGGGGGAGCUGGGAAUCACCAGCGAGGUCGGCUUCCCUGGGCUGGAUCAGCCGCAGGAGACAAACCAUGGUGAGUCCAAGGU
Molecule: messenger RNA, 492 nt
Organism: Prorocentrum cordatum
Lineage: Eukaryota; Dinophyceae; Prorocentrales; Prorocentraceae
Source: the annotation of a GenBank genome assembly